AUGUUACAAGAAAGAGACUUAGCGAGGGAGCCAUGCCCUGACAGAAUCAUAGAAGAUAUGGGUGGCGCAUUCGGCAUGGGUUGCAUAGGAGGGUACAUAUGGCAUUUUUUAAAGGGCGCAAGAAAUAGCCCCCAGGGGGAUGUGUUAAGUGGCGCUUUGUACAGCGGCCGUAUGAGGGCCCCCAUUUUGGGAGGUAAUUUUGCCGUGUGGGGAGGCACAUUUAGUUGCUUCGAUUGUACGUUUCAAUAUAUACGGAAAAAGGAAGACCACUGGAAUGCCAUAGGUAGUGGUUUUUUCACGGGUGGUGUUUUAGCCAUGAGGGGUGGUUGGAGAUCUGCUUCGAGGAAUGCUAUCGUCGGUGGAGUUUUGCUAGCCAUUAUAGAAGUCGUUUCGCUUGUAUUGACCCGUAAGACAACACCGACCCCUAGACAGCAAUUUCAGCAACAGAUGGAGUUAGAAAAAAAAAUGGCGUCCAAAAAUAGCAAAUAA
Molecule: messenger RNA, 489 nt
Organism: Plasmodium coatneyi
Lineage: Eukaryota; Apicomplexa; Aconoidasida; Haemosporida; Plasmodiidae
Exons: 1
Coding region: 1-489 (162 amino acids)
Biological process (GO): protein import into mitochondrial matrix
Cellular component (GO): TIM23 mitochondrial import inner membrane translocase complex; mitochondrial inner membrane
Molecular function (GO): transmembrane protein transporter activity
Source: RefSeq, a predicted model, not a curated record